CUUUGGAUGGGAAGAGACCUUGAAAGGACCUCUAGUUUAUCCUGCAACUUCAGUCAAUAUCCCACUUAAAUCAUCCCAGGUUGAAAGAGCGGAGCCUUCUCUGAGACAUGGAUAGAUGCAAACAUGUCGGGCGGUUGCGGCUCGCCCAGGACCACUCCAUCCUGAACCCACAGAAGUGGUGCUGCCGGGAGUGCGCCACCACCGAGUCGGUGUGGGCUUGUCUCAAGUGCUCCCACGUGGCCUGCGGCCGCUACAUCGAAGAUCACGCCCUGAAACACUUUGAGGAGACCGGGCACCCGCUAGCCAUGGAGGUCCGGGAUCUGUACGUGUUCUGCUACCUGUGCAAGGACUACGUGCUCAACGACAACCCGGAGGGGGACCUGAAGCUGCUCAGAAGCUCCCUGCUGGCGGUCAGGGGCCAGAAGCAGGACCCGCCGCUGAGGCGCGGCCGGACGCUGCGGUCCAUGGCUGCCGGCGAGGAUGCCGUCCCGCCGCAGCGCGCUCCUCAGGGACAGCCGCAGAUGCUCACGGCUCUGUGGUACCGGCGCCAGCGCCUGCUGGCCAAGACGCUGCGGCAUUGGUUCGAGAAGAGUUCCCGCGGCCAGGCGAAGCUGGAGCAGCGGCGGCAGGAGGAGGCGCUGGAGCGCAAGAAGGAGGAGGCGCGGCAGCGGCGGCGCGAGGUGAAGCGGAGGCUGCUGGAGGAGCUGGCCAGCGCCCCCCCGCGCAAGAGCGCGCGCCUGCUGCUGCACGCCCCGCGCGCCGCCGACGCCCCGCGCCCCGCCUCACCGCGCGCGCCCGCCGGGGGCCGCCCGCCGCCGCGCCGCGCGCCCGCCAUGGCGCCGGGCGUCACGGGCCUGCGCAACCUGGGCAACACCUGCUACAUGAACUCCAUCCUGCAGGUGCUCAGCCACCUCCAGAAGUUCCGCGAAUGUUUUCUGAACCUCGACCCUUCCCAGACCCAGCAGCUGUUUCCCAAGGCCCCCAACGGGAAGGCUCCGCUCUCCGGCAGGCCGGCCGGCAGCUCCGCCACCGAGCUGUCGGCCAGGAGCAAGGGGGCCGACGCGUGCGAGCGGGAGGGUCUCUGCUUCAAUGGCGGGGCCUCCAUCAGCAGGAGCCUAGAACUCAUCCAGAACAAGGAGCCGAGCUCGAAGCACAUUUCCCUCUGUCACGAACUGCACACCCUUUUCCGAGUCAUGUGGUCCGGAAAGUGGGCCCUGGUGUCGCCCUUCGCCAUGCUUCACUCCGUGUGGAGCCUGAUCCCCGCCUUCCGCGGCUAUGACCAGCAGGACGCGCAGGAGUUCUUGUGCGAGCUGCUGCACAAAGUGCAGCAGGAACUCGAGUCUGAGGGCACCACGCGCCGGAUCCUCAUCCCCUUCUCCCAGAGGAAGCUCACCAAACAGGUCUUAAAGGUGGUGAACACCAUAUUCCACGGGCAGCUACUCAGUCAGGUCACAUGUGUAUCAUGCAAUUACAAAUCCAAUACCAUUGAGCCCUUUUGGGAUCUGUCCCUGGAAUUCCCUGAACGGUAUCACUGCAUAGAAAAGGGGUUUGUCCCUUUGAAUCAGACAGAGUGCCUGCUCACUGAGAUGCUGGCCAAGUUCACAGAGACAGAGGCCCUGGAAGGGAGAAUCUACGCUUGUGACCAGUGUAACAGCAAACGACGAAAAUCCAAUCCCAAACCCCUUGUUCUGAGUGAAGCUAGAAAGCAGUUAAUGAUCUACAGACUACCUCAGGUCCUCCGGCUGCACCUUAAAAGAUUCAGGUGGUCUGGCCGUAAUCAUCGAGAGAAGAUUGGGGUCCAUGUCGUCUUUGACCAGGUAUUAACCAUGGAACCUUACUGCUGCAGGGACAUGCUCUCCUCUCUUGACAAAGAGACCUUUGCCUAUGAUCUCUCCGCAGUGGUCAUGCAUCACGGGAAAGGGUUUGGCUCAGGACACUACACAGCCUAUUGCUACAACACAGAGGGAGGUUUUUGGGUCCACUGCAAUGACUCAAAGCUGAAUGUAUGCAGUGUCGAGGAAGUGUGCAAAACUCAAGCCUACAUCCUUUUUUACACUCAAAGAACAGUUCAGGGCAAUGCAGGAAUUUCAGAAAACCAACUCCAAGCUCAGGUGCAGUCCAGCAACAACGAUGAGGGCAGACCACGGCUCAUCCCCUGAAUGGGAGGCACGUUUCAAGGACUGGCCUGCUUUUAAACUAUUGGUGUUCAUAUAUCUUUCCUCUUACAGGAAAUAAGGUUUAGUGCAGGAACAGAGUACUAGGUUUGCCUCACUGGGACUACAGCAGAAGGUGCUAGGUGACUCAUGUUCUAUCAUAAAAUCUGUAGUCACUUUC
Messenger RNA from Lontra canadensis (Northern American river otter), 2334 nucleotides. RefSeq names its product ubiquitin specific peptidase 49 (gene USP49). Gene Ontology annotation, biological process: protein deubiquitination. NCBI's taxonomy places the organism in Eukaryota, Metazoa, Chordata, Mammalia, Carnivora, Mustelidae. Bases 108 to 2159 code for a protein of 683 amino acids. The transcript is spliced from 6 exons. Gene Ontology annotation, cellular component: cytoplasm. Gene Ontology annotation, molecular function: zinc ion binding; cysteine-type deubiquitinase activity. The record is from RefSeq and is a predicted model, not a curated record.